AGUAACCAAACACUCACAGCGCACAACCGCUGGAGCACAGCUGUGCGAACUUCGAGGGUUUUCCCGUGUCUCUGUUGUGAGAACAUGCUGAGGAAGACGAAGUUUUCUGCGAACCGACUGAGAGUUUGGCACUUGUGAAACUUUUUUGAUGCAACCGCUGUGGGAAGUCUAAGCGACUUUAAAUAUUUUUGGAUCUCCCGCUUCUCCAAAAGCUGCAACUUUCCAUCAUUCCUGGAAUUCUUCAUAUCCUCUCCAUCUGUCAGUCAUGGGCAGUAAGACACUCCCAGCACCCGUGCCCCUUCAUCCCUCUCUGCAGCUGGCGAACUAUUCCUUCCUUCAGACCUCCAAUGGGCUGCAGCUGCCUUCUGACCACAUGCCCAGCAUCUACAGUUUCAGUGCCCUCCAUGCCGUCCACCUACACCAGUGGACUCUGGGCUACCCGCCUUUCACUUUGCCGCGCUGUACCUUCUCCAAGCUGCCUGGUCUAGUGGAUGCCCGCUUUCCCCUACCCUCAAUCCCUCUGUUCCCCCACCUCAUCCAGCCUGGCAAGCAAGAGUCCCCUGGGCCCAUCUCUGGAGCAUCUUCCAAGAACAAACCCCGUUUUGACUUUGCCAACCUGGCAGCAGCCGCCACACAAGAUGACGCCCUGAAGGCGGAAGAUCUGAGCACUAAUGGUGGGCACAUGCGUUCGCCUUCAUUAGGAUGCCUACUAGAUGUGGCCAAGCUCUCCUCACCGGAAAGGAAGCCCAGCCGAGGACGACUCCCAUCCAAGACAAAAAAGGAGUUUGUGUGUAAGUUCUGCGGCCGCCACUUCACCAAGUCCUACAACCUGUUGAUCCACGAGCGCACACACACAGAUGAGCGGCCCUACACUUGUGACAUCUGUCAUAAGGCCUUCAGGAGGCAGGACCACUUGAGAGACCACAGGUACAUCCAUUCCAAAGAGAAACCAUUUAAAUGCCAAGAGUGUGGAAAGGGUUUCUGUCAGUCCAGAACUCUUGCUGUCCACAAAACAUUACACAUGCAGGUCAAGGAGCUUAAACCAGCUAAGAUAAAGUGAAGGCAUCUGCCUCAUCAAUAGGGAUGCUGUAAAACCAACCCUUUAGAGACACCAGCCAAUUACAUUGUCAUUCCAAGGCCACAGAGAGAACAUUUGUAGGGUCUUGGGCCUGUGCAAAUGGCUUAACACACCAAAGAUGGAUUAGGCCUGACAGAAGAGCAUACAGAAAUGGCACCAUUCUACAGUAUAACCUAUAUCCAUGAUGCCUUAAUAUUUGACUGAUACAACAGAACAGAGAACCUGGAUAGGAAGUCACGGAACUCAGCAGAAGCUAUAACAUGGAUAUAAGAAUAUCAAAUGUAUUUGUUUAGAAAAGAACAAAAAAGCAAGACGCAGCAAUUCAGAGCACCAACACCAAAGAGGACAGCUAUAGUGAGAUAUGUGAUUUUAGUCUGCACUGCUCCAUUCUGAAUAAUCUGUUGUUUUAUUUUUGUAAACAGUGAUUUUUUCCAUAUAUUGUUGACAUUAUUCUUGAUGAAGGCAGUUUCUUUGAAUUCUAUGCAGAACCCACAACAGUUCUUACAUUUAAAACCCAAAGUUUGGAGUGGUCAGCUCUUCUCUCCAAAGACUCAUUCAAAUCAUGUAAUUCCUCCUUUUGUACAGAUUCCCUUUUUUAUAACUGAUAUUUGGCACUUUAAUCUGAUUAUUGAUUAUUUACAUAUAUCACUGGAUUCUUAAACUUAUUUUUGAAAAUAAAUAGUCAUUUCCUUAUUAAA
Messenger RNA from Myxocyprinus asiaticus (Chinese sucker), 1776 nucleotides. RefSeq names its product odd-skipped related transcription factor 1 (gene osr1). NCBI's taxonomy places the organism in Eukaryota, Metazoa, Chordata, Actinopteri, Cypriniformes, Catostomidae. Bases 266 to 1060 code for a protein of 264 amino acids. Gene Ontology annotation, cellular component: nucleus. Gene Ontology annotation, biological process: embryo development; urogenital system development; regulation of transcription by RNA polymerase II. The record is from RefSeq and is a predicted model, not a curated record. The transcript has 3 exons. Gene Ontology annotation, molecular function: DNA-binding transcription factor activity, RNA polymerase II-specific; RNA polymerase II transcription regulatory region sequence-specific DNA binding.